Molecule: messenger RNA, 2012 nt
Organism: Lingula anatina
Lineage: Eukaryota; Metazoa; Brachiopoda; Lingulata; Lingulida; Lingulidae
Product: asparagine--tRNA ligase, cytoplasmic
Biological process (GO): asparaginyl-tRNA aminoacylation
Cellular component (GO): cytoplasm
Molecular function (GO): ATP binding; asparagine-tRNA ligase activity; nucleic acid binding
Source: RefSeq, a predicted model, not a curated record
CACAAAUUUUUGCAUUUUAAUUUGCAACUGUUAUUGCAGGCUAUGCGUCAUGCAGGAAAGGAGCCAUUUCCAACUAUUUAUGUUGAUUCCAAAGAAGAAGGACAGGUUUGGGAAGUUGCAGCCAAGGCUCAGUUGAAGAAACAGCAGAAAAUCUGGCAAAGGGAACAAUUUAAGGCAGCUGAUAGAUUAGAGAGAGAGGCAGAAGAUGCUGAAAGAAGAGAGAAGAAUUUGGAGGAAGCACGUCAGGUUACCAUAGAAGAAGACAAAACUUUGCCAGUUGCAAAACUGAUUAAAAUCCGUGAUGCAGUUACUCAUCGAGACCAAAGAGUGAAAAUAAGUGGCUGGGUCCAUAGAUUGAGGAGGCAAGGUAAAACUUUGAUGUUCAUCAUUUUAAGAGAUGGUACUGGCUUUUUGCAAAGUGUGUUGACAGAUAAACUGUGUCAAACAUAUGAUGCCCUUACUUUAUCCACUGAAUCCACUGUUCAUCUGUAUGGCGUCAUUAAGGAAGUGCCAGAAGGCAAAAUGGCACCAGAUGGACAUGAGCUACAUGUGGACUACUGGGAGCUUGUCAGUGCAGCACCCCCUGGUGGAGCAGAUAACCUGCUGAAUGAGGAAUCUAGUGUGGAUGUACAACUGGACAACAGGCACAUGAUGAUCAGAGGUGAAAAUACGUCAAAAAUUUUGAAAAUGCGCUCUGUGGUUAUGCAGUGCUUUAGGGAACAUUUCUUUAGUCGAGGUUAUUAUGAGGUCACGCCACCAACACUGGUUCAAACUCAAGUAGAAGGAGGUUCUACACUUUUCAAGUUUGAUUACUUUGGAGAAGAGGCUUUCCUGACACAAUCAUCCCAGUUGUACUUGGAAACCUGUCUUCCUUCCAUGGGAGAUGUUUUCUGCAUAGCACAAUCUUACAGGGCUGAGCUGUCACGUACGAGGAGACAUCUUGCAGAGUACACCCAUGUGGAAGCAGAAUGUGCUUUCCUUACAUUUGAUGAUCUUCUGGAUAGGCUAGAAGACCUUGUAUGCGAUGUGGUAGACAGGGUGUUGAAAUCCCCACAUGCUCAGUUGCUGCAUGAUUUGGUUCCUGACUUUAAACCCCCUAAAAGACCAUUUAGACGUAUGGACUAUACAGAGGCCAUCAAAUAUUUAAAAGAACAUGAUAUCAAGAAGGAUGAUGGGACCUACUAUGAGUUUGGAGAGGAUAUACCAGAAGCUCCUGAGAGAAAAAUGACUGACCAGAUUAACGAACCAAUCUUCCUGUGUCGUUUUCCAGUGGAGAUUAAAUCAUUCUACAUGAUGAGAUGUGCAGAAGAUAGAAGAUUGACAGAAUCUGUGGAUCUGUUGAUGCCAGGAGUGGGGGAGAUCAUAGGAGGCUCUAUGCGUAUCUGGGACAAUGAUGAGUUGCUUGAAGGCUACAAGAGAGAAGGCAUUGACCCCACACCAUACUAUUGGUAUACAGACCAAAGGAAAUAUGGAUCCUGUCCUCAUGGUGGCUAUGGUCUUGGCUUGGAGAGAUACUUGUGCUGGAUGCUGAAAAGACCACAUAUCCGCGAAGUGUGUUUGUAUCCAAGGUUUAUUGAAAGAUGCAAACCAUAGACAGAAUGAAGAAUUAUUUUGAAAAUGUCAAUGCCAAAAGCAUGCCAUUCCAAUCUGCUAUACCCAAUUUUCGUGUGUACAUUUCAAGGAUUUGGCUUGAUUUGCCAACAUUUGACAAUAUUGAUAUUACUUUUGAAUUUUUUUUCAUAUUUCAAAGACUGUUAUGAAGUUUACUCUUUGUUGCCUGAUUGUGCACAAGCAUUUUCCCUAUAGAAGGAUGAUAACUCAAUUAAAGGUACAUAUGAACCGAGCAUCAUUGGAGCGUGGAUUUCCAUUAACACAUAUUAUCCACUUCUACUAGUUUUUAUAUGAAUCAAAUAAAUUCUACAUGCAAAGGGAUAAAGAAUAGAUCACUCGAUCAGCUAUAAAAGAGCUUUAGACUGCUCCUUUCUUUAAAUUUUUGGUCAAAAAUUUAACCU